Molecule: messenger RNA, 357 nt
Organism: Porites lobata
Lineage: Eukaryota; Metazoa; Cnidaria; Anthozoa; Scleractinia; Poritidae
Source: the annotation of a GenBank genome assembly
GAAGCCCCAAUCAGAAUCGUGUUGCCCUUCAAAGACCAGAAAUCAGCAAACGUAGUACGUAAACAGCUGGCUGACCUGAGUAGGAAGAUCAACGCAGACAUCAGCCCAGUUUACACAAGUAGGAAGAUCAAAGAUGAAAUUAAGGUCAAGGAAGACAAGCCGCCUCUUGUGAGUCAACAAUGCGUGGUGUAUUCUUUCCAGUGUAGCCUGUGUGAUGCAGGCUAUGUCGGCUACACGUGCCGACACCUACACCAACGAAUUGAAGAACACAAAGGAUCGGCAAUCGGAAACUACCAGCAGCAUGAUAUGGAGCCUGAAGACAUCGCACAAAGUUUUAGAAUAUACCUCAAUGUGUGA